AGGGUUUGAAACAUGGCGGACGACGUGGACCAGCAACAAACUACCAACACUGUAGAAGAGCCCCUGGAUCUUAUCAGGCUCAGCCUGGAUGAACGAAUUUAUGUGAAAAUGAGAAAUGACAGAGAGCUUAGAGGUAGAUUACAUGCUUAUGAUCAACAUUUAAAUAUGAUAUUGGGAGAUGUGGAAGAAACUGUGACUACUAUAGAAAUUGAUGAAGAAACAUAUGAAGAGAUAUAUAAAUCAACAAAACGGAAUAUUCCAAUGCUUUUUGUCCGGGGAGAUGGUGUUGUCCUAGUUGCCCCUCCAUUGAGAGUUGGUUGAAACAAAGAA
Messenger RNA from Myotis daubentonii (Daubenton's bat), 330 nucleotides. RefSeq names its product U6 snRNA-associated Sm-like protein LSm3. NCBI's taxonomy places the organism in Eukaryota, Metazoa, Chordata, Mammalia, Chiroptera, Vespertilionidae. The record is from RefSeq and is a predicted model, not a curated record. Gene Ontology annotation, molecular function: RNA binding. Gene Ontology annotation, biological process: mRNA splicing, via spliceosome.